Polistes canadensis is the source of this 2077-nucleotide messenger RNA. RefSeq names its product protein henna (gene Hn). The transcript is spliced from 8 exons. Gene Ontology annotation, molecular function: phenylalanine 4-monooxygenase activity; iron ion binding. The record is from RefSeq and is a predicted model, not a curated record. Gene Ontology annotation, biological process: L-tyrosine biosynthetic process; L-phenylalanine catabolic process. Bases 126 to 1517 code for a protein of 463 amino acids. Lineage: Eukaryota; Metazoa; Arthropoda; Insecta; Hymenoptera; Vespidae.
CAGCCGAACGAUGCGAAUCGUAUAACGUGUCUCUUGAAAUAAUUUUUUUAAAAUCGAAUAAUAUAUAUAUCCUUAACGACAAAAUUGUUUUCUUGAUCAUUUUAUUAUUUAAAUUAUAGUGCAAAAUGUAUUCUAAUUCGAAGAAUGUUAACGAUGGAGAUGAUACUAGCACAAUUUUAAGUUCGUCCCCUCUCGACAAGCCAAAACUAAUGCACGGUGGAAAUUACAUAAAAGAAGGAAAAGAUUCGGCUAAGAGUACUUGUCUAAUAUUUUCACCUAAAGAGGAUGAUAAAGUUGGAGCAUUAGGAAAAUAUCUUCAAUUAUUUGCCAAAUAUGAAAUCAAUCUUUUACACAUCGAAUCGAGAAGUUCGCGUCGUGUUAAUGGUUACGAAUUUAUGGUGGAAUGUGCACCCAGUUUAAACCUUGGAUCGGUCAUCGAAGAUCUUCGAGUACAAUGCAAAUACUUUUCUAUUAUUUCUAGGAAUCAUAAGGAUAAUAUGGACACAGUACCAUGGUUUCCUAGAAGGAUUAGAGAUCUCGAUAAAUUCGCCAAUCAGAUUCUUUCUUAUGGAUCGGAACUUGACAGCGAUCAUCCUGGAUUUACUGAUCCUGUUUAUCGACAAAGAAGAAAAUAUUUUGCUGACUUGGCAUAUCAUUACAAACAUGGUCAACCAAUACCAAAAGUAGAAUACACGCCGGAAGAAAUUGCUACGUGGGGUAUAGUUUUUCGAAAUUUGACGAAACUUUAUCCAAAAUAUGCAUGCAGAGAACACAAUCACGUGUUUCCACUUUUCAUAGAAAAUUGUGGAUACAGGGAAGACAAUAUUCCUCAACUCGAUGAUAUAUCUAAUUUUUUGAAAGAUUGUACCGGCUUUACACUACGUCCGGUAGCAGGUCUACUUUCUUCUCGUGAUUUUUUAGCAGGCUUGGCCUUCAGAGUAUUUCAUAGUACGCAAUACAUCAGACACAGUAGUAAACCCUUGUACACUCCGGAACCAGAUAUUUGUCACGAAAUAUUGGGUCAUGCACCACUUUUUGCCGAUCCCGCUUUUGCACAAUUUUCGCAAGUCGUUGGUUUGGCAUCUCUCGGUGCACCUGACGAAUAUAUCGAGAAACUUGCUACGUGUUUCUGGUUCACUGUAGAAUAUGGUAUAUGCCGACAAAAUGGCGAAUUGAAAGCUUAUGGUGCCGGUCUGUUGUCGUCAUUUGGCGAAUUAGAAUAUUGUUUAAGUGGAAAACCAGAGUUACGUCCUUUCGAUCCAGUCAACACGUCAUUACAAAAAUAUCCGAUAACGGAAUAUCAACCGGUAUACUUCGUUACGGAGGGUUUCGAUGAUGCCAAAGAAAAAAUGAUUAAAUUUGCACAAACUAUACCAAGAAAGUUUGGAGUCAGAUACGAUCCUUACACGCAAACAAUCAACAUCAUAGACAGCAAACAUCAAAUAGAAGAUUUGAUUCAUAACGUCAAUCAAGAGGUUCAAAUUUUGAUGGAAGCAUUGAGCAAGUUAAAGGAAUAAACGUCAAAUAUUUUUUUGUACUAUUUUCUAGUUUUUAUAAGAUAAACUUUAUUAAUUAGGAGAAGGGAGGGGGGGGGCAGGGAAAGUUAGAGAUUAGACGUUCAUAAGAAAAAAUUGAAAUGUUAUUAGAAUUAUGUAUUUUGUAAUGAUCACCUGUCAUACCGUACUAACAUAUUUUUUAAUUAGGUAACGUUAAACAAUCAAUCCUUUCAUUCGCAAUGACAUCGAACAAUCAUUAAGAACGAUCGUAAAUAUUUUACCGUCAUUUUGUACAAUCCGUUAAUAUUAUAUGAAAUAACCAGCUAUUAUAUCUAAUAUAUAACUAUAAUCAAUCAAAAAUAAAGUAUAAAAUAAGACAGAAUCACAUACUUAUCAGGGCUGCGUCAAUGUUGCAUUAGAGAGUUUCUAGUAAAAAAUAGAUUUUUAAGAAAGAUUUUUGAGUAAAGUUAAUUGAAAAAUUGAAAGUUUUAUCAAUGAAAUACAAGAAGUUUGUGGAAGAUGUAAAAUGUGUUAAUGUUUCUGUACGAAAGAAAUCAAUAUGAUAUAAAAAGUUAAAAAAU